Messenger RNA from Plodia interpunctella (Indianmeal moth), 2510 nucleotides. Its product is annotated as spermine oxidase-like. Gene Ontology annotation, molecular function: polyamine oxidase activity. The transcript has 9 exons. Lineage: Eukaryota; Metazoa; Arthropoda; Insecta; Lepidoptera; Pyralidae. The coding region runs from base 53 to 1519 and encodes 488 amino acids. The record is from RefSeq and is a predicted model, not a curated record.
ACAGACCCCGGUUGCAAUCAGUAAUAUAUCUGGAUGUGACCGUCACAAUAAGAUGAAGGUCGUGAUAGUAUUGUACGCGUUGAUCUCCGCUCGCGCAUACGCCGCUAGCAUAAACACAGGGUCCGUUGAGGCAGACUAUGAGACCAUAGUGGUAGGUCUGGGCGCUGCGGGCACCACAGCCGCGGCCACACUAACGCAGGCUGGGGUGAGGGUGCUAGCGCUGGAGGCGAUGGAUAGGGUGGGUGGGAGAGUGCACACGGUGCCAUUUGGGGGUGGAGUGGUUGAGAUGGGGGCUGAGUGGAUCCACGGCACAUCACCCAGCAGAACCUACGACUUAGCAACCAAGAAUGGUGUAAAACUCAUAGAGCAGGACGAAAAUACAGAGGUGUACUCUUCAGACGGCAGCAGAGCCAACAGUAGCCUUAUCAGCGAACUGGUGAUCCAGGCUGUAGGAGCUAUUAACGAACAUUCAGAUGUCAAUGAAUCUAUAGGGGAGUUCCUUACAAGAAAAUUAAAGGAGUACCUAAAAGAGCAUUACCCAGACGUGCUUCAAGACAAGGAAUUUCUUGCCGAAGUUUUCAACCUCCUGGACCAGGGGAUUGGGAGCAACGAGGGGAGUAGCAGUUGGAAUGACGUCACUACUAAAGGCCAGUACCAGGAGUUGAAUGGACACCAAUAUGUGAGCUGGGGACGGAAUGGAUAUAAGACACUUUUCGAUAUACUAUUGAAUAAAUACAAUAAUGGUUCAGGGCUGCCAUCAUUAACGAUAAAUCUGAAGAGCGAAGUGAUCAAGAUCUCGUACUCCGAUGACCCAAAACAGAAGGUGUCCGUGACGACCGCAGAUGGCGCUGUCUACACCGCUGACAAUGUCAUUGUCACUGUCUCUCUGGGGGUUUUGAAGGCCAAACAUACAGAGCUGUUCUCUCAACCGCUACCACAAGCAAAACUGACAGCCAUAGACAAAAUAUCAAUGGGUGUCCUCGGAAAAAUCAUAUUCUUGUUUCCCGAACAUUGGUGGGGGAAAACGGAGGAUACUAUAUGUUUCUUCUGGAAGGCUGACGACAGGAGAAACGUUUCUGAUGAGGACGCGUGGUUGUUGAAAACGUCAUGGAUUUCAACCCCCAUGGGGUCCAAUAAUGCAUUGACUUUUUGGACCUCUGGUGAUACGGCGAAGAUGGUCGAGGCAAUACCUGAAGACGUAGUGAAAAGAAAACUAAUGAGUCUGAUCAGGAGGUUCAUGGGGAAGGACGUGGAGAUACCCGAUCCUAUUGCAAUGACGAGGACCACGUGGUUCCACAACCCCUACACGCGCGGAAGCUACACAUACGACAACCUACUCACGCCGCAGUACCCCACGGCGCGGGUCGACCUCGGGGCGCCUAUCACUGACUCAGCUGGCAACCCCAGAGUCCUGUUCGCGGGAGAGGCCACAGACCCGCAACACUUCUCAACGGUCCACGGCGCGACCGACACCGGACACAGGGAGGCGACACGGUUACUCGAACGGAGAAGCGGUUAAAAUUCAUCUGUAUUUCAUAAAUCUUUUACGUUUAUAAGUAGAAAAAUGGAUCUUUAACGAACUAAAUUUUUCGCUAUGGUAAUGUUACGGCUGAACCCCGAAGUGCUAGUAGUAAAAAAACUCUUUGAUUUUUCCACUUUUUAAAACAAACAUAUUGAGUGUAACUUUUGAGCAGUUGCAUCUUAAUACGCUUCGAUAGCUUGUCUAGUAAUUAUUGAGAUAAAUAACAAAGCAAUGCUGAUGUUCUUGCCUAUAAUGCGAAAAGGAAAACUUUACAAUAUAAAAUACGAAUUGACGUUAUCGUAGCCGCGUCGGCGAGCGAAGUGAGAGUUGCGCGCGCAGCCGGCGAGCGGCAUCCCCCCGCGCCCCUCACCCCUCGCCGAGGAUUGCGGUGUGGCCGCAACACAUCAUUACAAUAAUAUAUGUUAAUAUUGAUACCAAUGAUAGAUGUAAGUUUUAUGUAAAGAAAAUAAAAAUAAAAUAAUUUAUGGGUUAUAAAGUAACUGGAAAUUACAGUUACUAACUAUAUAUUAAAUAGACCAAUAAUAUAUCAAUUAGCGGUGGUAGACGUCCGCCUGUGGAUCGGAAAGGUCCCAGGUUCGAAUCCCACUCGCACCACAUGAGUUUUCAUCGACCACCACUUGCUUCCGGUGAAGGAAAACAUCGUGAGGAAACCUGUACACUGGUUGAUUAUUAUUAUCUUGUAUGUGAAACGGAGAAGGCAAUGACAAACCACUCCAUUAAUAAUGCCAAGAAAGUUGUUGUGUGUUUCAUUCCACGUAAUAACCACGACCCUCAGCCAUGAGAAAUACGACUAUGAAGAAUAUCAAUUAGACCAAUAAACUGUCUGUCUGUGUACUGUUUUUAUGGGACUAACAGAACACACCUUUUUUUUUUUAUUUGCCUGUCUGUCCGUAUGUUUGCUCGUGAAAAUGUGUGAGUUAUGGUCGUAAUGAAACACGAGCUCCGUAAACAAAAACAGUUAUCACAU